AUGACAGCCUCCGUGCUCCUCCACCCCCGCUGGAUCGAGCCCGUCAUGUUCCUCUACGACAACAGCCUGGAUGAGAUCAAUAAGAACAUGGACGGGUUUCACGCCGGCAGCAACUUCGCGGCGGCGGCGGCGGCCAACCCCUGCCGCAACCUGAUGGCUCACCCCGCGCCCCUGGCCGCCCCCAGCGCCGCUGCCUACACCUCCAGCGAGGCCCCCGCCGCCGGCAUGGCCGAGCCCGCUGUCAAGCAGUGCAGCCCCUGCUCGGCCGCCGUGCAAAGCUCCUCCGGCGCCGCGCUGCCCUACGGCUACUUCGGCAGCGGCUACUACCCCUGCCGCAUGACCCACCACAACGCCAUCAAAUCCUGUGCCCAGCCCGCCUCCACCUUCUCCGACAAGUACAUGGACACCUCCGUCUCCGGCGAGGAGUUCACGUCGCGGGCCAAGGAGUUCGCCUUCUACCAGGGCUACGCCGCCGGGCCCUAUCAGCCGGUGCCCGGCUAUUUGGAUAUGCCCGUGGUGCCCGCCAUCGGCGGUCCCGGCGAGCCGCGCCACGACCCCCUGCUCCCCAUGGACAGCUACCAGCCUUGGGCCAUCACCAAUGGGUGGAAUGGGCAAGUGUACUGCCCCAAGGAGCAGAGCCAGCCGCCUCACCUCUGGAAAUCCACCCUCCCGGACGUCGUUUCGCAUCCCUCGGACGCGAACUCGUACAGACGUGGGAGAAAGAAACGAGUGCCUUACACAAAGGUCCAGUUAAAAGAACUCGAAAGGGAAUACGCUACAAAUAAAUUCAUAACCAAAGACAAACGGAGGAGGAUAUCGGCGACUACAAAUCUAUCAGAGAGACAGGUCACAAUCUGGUUCCAAAACAGAAGGGUCAAAGAGAAAAAAGUGAUCAACAAAUUGAAGACCACCAGUUAAUGGAUUAAAAAUAGAGAAGCAGCAACUUAAAAGUUUCAGAACAUUUUU
Molecule: messenger RNA, 966 nt
Organism: Strigops habroptila (Kakapo)
Lineage: Eukaryota; Metazoa; Chordata; Aves; Psittaciformes; Psittacidae
Gene: HOXA13
Product: homeobox A13
Exons: 2
Coding region: 1-918 (305 amino acids)
Biological process (GO): regulation of transcription by RNA polymerase II
Molecular function (GO): DNA-binding transcription factor activity, RNA polymerase II-specific; RNA polymerase II cis-regulatory region sequence-specific DNA binding
Source: RefSeq, a predicted model, not a curated record